Oppia nitens is the source of this 1015-nucleotide messenger RNA. Its product is annotated as ubiquitin-conjugating enzyme E2 J2-like. The record is from RefSeq and is a predicted model, not a curated record. Lineage: Eukaryota; Metazoa; Arthropoda; Arachnida; Sarcoptiformes; Oppiidae. Bases 247 to 978 code for a protein of 243 amino acids. The transcript has 3 exons.
GGCCCUACAGUUGACUCAAAUCAAUGUUCAUAUCAUAUGUUAUGUAAUGUCUGUCCAAUACUUGUGACUCAAUUGUGUCAUAAAAUUGUUAUAACAAUAAAGUCAAUGAUUUGGGACUUAAUUAUUAAAAGUAAUUGAAUUUAUUGAAUACCAUUGAAGUCAUCAAAUCAUUGUUAUAACAGUUGUUAUUAUUGGGACAGUUGUGUAAAUCUAUAGGACUGGCAGUUAAUCAUAAGGUACGGUGCGAUGAGUGGUCAUAUAGCGACCCAAAGGCGGACACUGAAGGGUACGACAGCUACACAACGGCUAAAACAGGAUUACAUGCGUAUCCUUAAAGACGCCGUUCCCUAUGUGUCCGCACAUCCACUCCAUAACAAUAUCCUCGAGUGGCAUUACGUGGUUCGCGGUCCCGAAGGAACGCCAUAUCACGGCGGAGUAUAUCACGGAAAACUACAAUUCCCGUCGGAGUUUCCGUUCAAACCUCCGGCCAUUUACAUGUUGACACCAAACGGUCGCUUUAAGUGCGGCGUUAGACUGUGUCUAUCGAUCAGUGACUUUCAUCCCGAUUCGUGGAACCCGGCGUGGAGUGUGUCCACUAUUUUGACCGGUUUGUUGUCAUUUAUGGUCGAAAAGAACCCUACGAUGGGAUCCAUUGAGACAUCUGAUUACGAGAAGAAAUUAUUAGCGCAACAAAGUCUUGAAUUCAAUCUUAAAAAUAAGGUUUUUGUUGAACUUUUCGCCGAUUUAGUUGAGGAAAUGAAAGAAACUCUUCGUUUGAGACAAUCAAAAGAAGCGAUGAAUAGUGUGAGCGGAAGAGUCACCGAAUUGGGUAAUUCGUUGCGAUCGGGAUUCAGAGCCAAUCAAGAAAACGGUUUCUUCAGUAAUGCGAUGACCAAUGUUGUAGUGAUCGUCGGUUUUGUGGCCUUCAUGUACACCGUUCGGUGGGUUCUCUUGAGUAUCAGUGAAACCAGCGAUUGAUUAUCCAUUGAAUCCAUUUUAUGUGAUAAACUUAGAA